Sitophilus oryzae (rice weevil) is the source of this 3259-nucleotide messenger RNA. Its product is annotated as proton-coupled folate transporter. Gene Ontology annotation, cellular component: membrane. The transcript has 9 exons. The coding region runs from base 287 to 1972 and encodes 561 amino acids. Gene Ontology annotation, biological process: transmembrane transport. The record is from RefSeq and is a predicted model, not a curated record. NCBI's taxonomy places the organism in Eukaryota, Metazoa, Arthropoda, Insecta, Coleoptera, Curculionidae. Gene Ontology annotation, molecular function: transmembrane transporter activity.
CCGGCCGCUAGUCUCUGUCCGAACAGGUGCUCGCCUAUCGUACCACGGUACCAUCUCAAAAAAGUACCGCUGCAGCGCGCGGUUCACUCUUGAUUUUGGCGCGAGUUCGAAUGAAAGUAUUGUCGCGAUUGGUUCUUCGGUAUUUGGCAAAAGUGUCAUUGUUGUUAGAAGAAGAAUAGGUUAAAAGAAGAAGAAAUUUAGAAGAAGACAACUGGUGAAGGUACUUCGCGGACAGUGAAUUGAUUUUCAUGUAAAUUUGAGACAGGUUUUCAGAAAGAAAUCGAGAAUGGCCAAGGCAGCUUCAACCAAACAAUCCAAGACGCCCAAAGAAGAGAACCACAAAAACAAUCAUGAAUCAAAGCCAAAAGAAAAAUCGGUGGAAUCGAUGAACUGGACGGAAAAAUACUAUUUCCUCAAAGAAAACAUUACGGUAGAACCUAUGCUGGCUUGCUACAUCAUACCGAGCGUUUUCGCCAGCCUGGCCACUCAAAAUCUGAACUUGGAAAAGGCCUGUAGAGUUAAUUUAGGUUAUUCGACUGAGGUCUGUGAUGCUCUUAGUGCUAGGAAUACACAAAACUACACAGUAGAAGAAGAACAAGUACAACAAUUAGUAGCUUCGAUGGGAGUAUGGAAGACCAUUCUCCAAAGUGCACUUCCCGCUUUUCUGAUCAUGUUCGUGGGGUCAUGGAGUGACAGGUGGGGCAAAAGAAAACCCUGCAUGAUUCUGCCCAUCGUGGGUGAACUGCUCACGUCCAUAGGACUCAUAGUUUGUACAUAUUUUUACUACGAACUGCCCAUGGAAGUGGCUGGGUUUGUAGAAGGCCUUUUUCCAGCAAUGACCGGUGGCUGGUUCACCAUGUUCAUGGGCGUUUUCAGUUAUAUCGCCGACGUCACCACGGUCGAAAUGAGGACGCUUCGAAUCGGGAUAGUGAACGUGUUCUGUUCCCUGGGGAUUCCCGUGGGGCUCGCGCUCAGUGGCGUUCUGUACAAAAAAAUCGGGUUCUACGGUGUGUUCUCCAUAUCUUCAGUGUUGUACGUGAUGGCGAUCUACUACGGCUACACCAAGGUGAAGGAACCGAAGAAGAUCGACAUUCCGGUGUUGAAGGAUGUGCCGUGUGCGUUUUUGAGGGAUUUCUUCGAUGUGAGGCAUCUAGUUGAUACCUUCAAGGUGGCGUUCAAGAAUGGACCGAAUAACAGGAAGAUGAAAGUGAUGCUGCUGAUGUUGGUGGUGAUGGUUGUUAUCGGACCAAUGCAUGGUGAAAUGAACGUUUCCUAUUUAUUUACCAGAUUCCGUUUUAAUUGGGACGAAGUUGACUACAGUAUAUUUUCUACAUACAGUAUGAUAACAAAUUUAGUAGGAACUUCGGUAUCAGUAGGUAUUUUCAGCCAUUUGUUGAAAAUAGACGAUGGUAUCAUAGGAAUUUACUCGUCAAUGAGCAAAAUUUUAUCAAGCUUUGUGUAUGGCUUUGCAAAAACAUCUUUAGUAUUUUACUUAGGUGCAAUUGUUGAAAUUUUAAAUGGCACUUCAUUCAUCGCUAUGAGAUCGAUAGCAUCUAAACUAGUACCUUCGGACGAAUUGGGAAAAUUGAAUUCUCUAUUUGGUGCCUGCGAAGCCUUAAUGCCAUUAGUUUAUGGACCUAUGUACAGUGCAACAUACGCAGCUACCAUCCAGUCCAUGCCUGGAGCCUUCUUCAUAUUGGGUGGCAUUCUAACAACACCGGCAGUUGUUAUAUUUGGAUGGUUCUAUCUUCAGCAUAGAAAAGACGCCAAACUUGCUGCUGGUAAACCAGAUGAAGAAAUCGUAUCCAAAUUGGACCAUUCCAUUCCAGACGUGGCAGUUUACAGCAUAGCACCCAUCGAAGUCCAAGUUGGAUCACCCAUUCUGAAUGGUUUUAGGAAAACCAUGGACAAGCAUACAGAAAAUGGCGGGGUCGUCAAUAUGGCCUACGAAAAUGAAAAUUCAAAACAUUGAGUUCAAUAACUGUGAUUUAGAAAAAAAAAACAUCUAAGUUUUGUUUAAAGAAAAUCAGUUUUUUUUCAAACGUCACAGAAGUAUUAAUUUUUGCGACGUGAUUGACAAUACAAAAACGUCAUUUUAACGCCUAGGCAUAAAAGUGAAGCACUUUUACGCCUAAGCACAAAAGUACGAAAAUAUAUUAUUAAACUGACACAAAGUGUCAAAUUGAACGAGCUUAACCAUAGUUUCUCGAUAUAUAAUUACUUACAAGGUCUUAAUUUUGCAUAUUUUUAUAUAAUUUGCAACGUUGUUUUGUUUAAAAAAUUAUUUGUGACGUUUGAAAGCAUGUUCUAUUCGGAGUAAAAAUGACUUUUUGUGUCUCGCCUGUAAAAUCAAACGUUCGCCACAAAAAUUGUCAUUUUUACUCCUAAUAAAACAAUAUACUAUUUUUUCCAUAGCAACUAUUAAAAUUGCCUUAUAUCUAUCAAAAAUAGUAGAUAAAAUAGUACUUUGACCGCAAGGGUAAAUCAAUUUUAAAUAAUUCAUUACCUGAUUAAAUGAUACUUUAACAGCAAGGAUAGGUUAAAAACUUGGUAAUAGUUGCAUAUACGGUUUUCGGCUAUUUUUGUAUUAUAUGGAAAAAAAAUUAUAUACUCACAUUCUAUUGAUCUUAUAGAUUGUAAAUAUGCUGGGGGAGAAGAGAACUUGUGUUUCUUUAAGUAUUUUUUCAACCAAACAAACUUACGGGACCGGGGAGCGAAUAGGGGUGCUGGGCGGGGUAUAAGCGUACAAACUGGGUAAAAUAUGACAUACAAAUAUAGAAAAAUUAGUUAUGAAAACUUUAACACUUGAUUUGACAUGACACCGACAAAAGGGAAAGCAAUGUUGCCAGUGCCAUUGAAUUUUCUUUAAAAUUUUUAUAUCUAUUGCAAAAAUCAAACUAAAUUAAAUAAAACAAACAUUGAAAAAUAUAAUAAUAAUAUUCUAUAAAUUGAAGUGUCUAUUCUAAUGCUGUUAAGGCAAACAUAAAGAGCUUGAGUUGAGGAAAAAUGCAAUUUUGGUAAAAUAAGAAAAAUAACAAAGAAUCAAACCAAACAAGACCAACCCAAUCUAAACCAAACCAACUAAAACAAUACCAACUAAAACCAAACCAACCAAAACGCUCAGUGUGUUUUCAUUGCUAGAGCUAUAACUAAGAAAUUCUCUAUACCGCUGGCGCUGGUGGCGAUUUAGCCAAUAUGUUAAAGUAAGUAAAAAUAUAAAUAAAAACAUUUUAGAACCUAUGACGUCAUUUUUCCCUUU